AUGCUCGAAUCCGACUAUCCAUACACAGCUCAAGAUGGUCAGUGCAAAUUCGAUAAGAUGAAGGGUGUUGGCAACACAAAGGGUGCUGAUGGUGUCGAACCAACAGAAGAGGCUCUUGCAAAGGCUGUUACAAAUGGUGUUGUAACAAUUUCUAUUGAUGCUAGACAGCAUUCCUUCCAUCUCUACUCUUCCGGAAUUUACUACGAACCAGCCUGCUCAUCUACAUUCCUUGACCACGCUGUCGGCUGCGUUGGCUAUGGAACAGAGGGUUCUCAGGCUUAUUGGAUCGUUCGUAACUCUUGGGGCACAACAUGGGGUGAAAAGGGCUAUAUCCGCAUGAUCAAGGAUAAGGACAACAACUGUGGUGUCGCCACCAGAGUUGAACUCCCAAUCGCUCUUUAA
Messenger RNA from Trichomonas vaginalis G3, 402 nucleotides. Its product is annotated as cysteine-type peptidase protein. NCBI's taxonomy places the organism in Eukaryota, Parabasalia, Trichomonadida, Trichomonadidae. The transcript has a single exon. Gene Ontology annotation, molecular function: cysteine-type endopeptidase activity. The record is from RefSeq and is a predicted model, not a curated record. The coding region runs from base 1 to 402 and encodes 133 amino acids. Gene Ontology annotation, cellular component: lysosome.